Messenger RNA from Podarcis lilfordi (Lilford's wall lizard), 5936 nucleotides. Lineage: Eukaryota; Metazoa; Chordata; Lepidosauria; Squamata; Lacertidae. The record is from the annotation of a GenBank genome assembly.
GGGCCUUCCUUUUCUGGGUGGCCGCGAGAGAGGCAGCACCAUGAAGGCGUCGGGCACCGUAAGCGAAGCGCCGGUCUCGCGGGCUUGCGGGCGUCUCGGGCAGACGCUUCUAAUAAGGCGAAGCGGGCGGGGGUGGGGGGAAAGCGGCUGAGGGUGGCGGGAGCGACGCAGGGAGGCGGCGGCUCUCCGUGGGUCUUUCCUCGGCCUUGUCUGGCUCAGGCCACGAGCGAGCGCCCAAUAUGGCGGCCCUGGCGCCGUCAGCUCGCAGCGUGGAGCCUCCGGGAGACGCGCUUGGCUGAGAAGCCCCGCCUAAGGGGGAUGGUUCCCCCCCCCCACUCCAAGGCCGUGGAAUGGGGAGGCUUCCCCUUUAUAUCAGGCCUACUCCUCUCGCCUCCAUUCCACCCUCAUGGGAACAUGCAGUUUCCAAUCGGGGCUGGUCUUUCUGCACCUUUUGAACUGGGCAAACUACUGAUCGUUGAAAUAUACUUUCCCUGUAUGUCAGGGAUGGGCCGAUGUGUGUGCGCACAAUGUACAGAGCUCAGUAUGAUUAACGUCAAGAUACCGUUGCACAGGUGGCGCUGUGGGUUAAACCACAGAGCCUAGGACUUGCUGAUCAGAAGGUUGGCGGUUCGAAUCUCUGCAGUGGGGUGAGCUCCUGUUGCUCGGUCCCUGCUCCUGCCAGCCUAGCAGUUAUAAAGCACGUCAAAGUGCAAGUAGAUAAAUAGGUACCGCUCCGGCGGGAAGGUAAACAGUGUUUCCGUGCUGGCCACAUGACCAGCACUGUACGCCGGCUCCCUCAGCCAGUAAAGCGAGAUAAGCGCUGCAACCCCAGAGUCGGUCACGACUGGACCUAAUGGUCAGGGAUCCCUUUACCGUUGCACAAGUAAUUCAUUUUUUACAAUCAUCUUGCAGGUAAAAACACCCUGGCUCUAAAAGCAGUAUGGAUUUUUCAUGUUUGUUUUCUCUCUUUCUUUCUUUCAGCUGAGGGAGUACAAAGUUGUUGGGAGAUGCCUCCCCACUCCUAAGUGCCCAACACCACCUCUCUAUCGUAUGCGCAUCUUUGCUCCUAAUCAUGUUGUUGCAAAGUCCCGUUUCUGGUACUUUGUCUCUCAGCUGAAGAAGAUGAAGAAAUCUUCUGGGGAAAUUGUGUACUGUGGACAGGUAAGACCACGAACAAACUUAAAUCUUAAAGACCUGUUUAAUUUUGUGGUUGGAAUGCUUGCUUAUUUGCUUAACCCAACAUUCCCAGGUACCUAGCUUGUAUAUAUCACCUGUGGGAAACUUCUGUCCCUCCAGAUAUUGCUGCAUUACAACUCCUAUGUCAAUUGGCCAUGCUGGUUCAGCAGCCUUUGGAGGGCCAAAGGUUCCGCAUACAUAUAUUUGAGCAAUGCUUCAUUAAUAAUUUUCAGAAUGUCUGUCUCCUAUCUUUUUUGGCUUCCUCAAAAGUAUUAAAGUGCUGUAGUUGGCUCAAAAUGUUUCACUGCUCAUUGUCAGUCUACUAACAAUGCUUACUCAGAAGUAACUCCUAUUGAAUGCAGUAGGUUUUACUUCCAGGUAGGUGGAAGUUAGGAUUGCAUCUUGAAAUGCUUUCCCUCCAUUUUGAAAACACUUAAAAUUAAUGUUACUGUGUUUCUCUGUAACAUGCUACUACUUCUUUGAAAAAUCUAAUUCGUGUAGUGUGUGGAUUUGGCAGGAUAUUCUGUAUUACUGUAAUGUUUUGGGCAUUUUACAGUUUUAAAAGGGGUAGACAUAGGACAAGGACAUAGAAAAAUAUUCCUUAUAAAUUUCCAAAGUAUUCUCUUGAUUUCAGCGGAAUUUACAUAGGGUAGUCGAAUCCCAGGUGGUCAGGUUUUUGGGAGUUUUUGUCCAAUAUCUGGGAACCCAAGAUUGAGAAAGCCUGGUCUAGAGAUUGUUUCUAAUUUAAAAGAAUCCAAAUUAGCCUGGAGGGGUUGAGAUUGAAAAUUGGUUAUAAAAUUCUAAUUCGCAUGGAGAGAUUUCUUUCUUAAAAUACUAUAAUUUGAGUUCACCCAGUAGAGCUUAUUGGCAAUAAGCUCGAGUCAAAUGAAAGAAAGUGAAACGUAACACUUAAUCUGCAGCUAAUUUACCAUCACAAGAUGUGUUGAUGACCGCUAGUAUAGUUACAUUAAAUGGUUAUGAUUACUAAAUGAGUCUUUCAUGCUACAAGACAGUAUACUUCUGAAAAUCAGAUACUAACCUUCGUAUUUAUAUACUAUUUUGAGCUUCUGAAAGCAUCUUUUGGCAUUCUGUCCACAGUAGUUUUUAGAUUAAUUCUGCAAUCAUAAGCACACUUACAAUAUAAGCCCUUCUAAAUGCAGUGGGGCUUCUGAAAAAACAUGCAUAGGAUUACACCAGGAUCUCUGAAACUGGUACCAUCUGGAUUUCAGAACUGUAUCUCUCAUCAGCAUUUGACAAUACUUGAUGGGACUGAUGAGAGAUGGAGUCCAUAGGAGUUGACGAGCCACAAAUUAGUCUGUCCUGCUGCAGAUGGACAUCGGAUUGCUGUACCAAGGAAAUUUUACAUUCUUACUAGUUUGUUUUGUGAUGCCUGCAUAUUCGUUCCAGGCAUGAUCCACAUACAGUACUUAAAGCAGUACUUUGUACUCAGCAGCAUUUUGUAGUAAUGAAAGCCAUAUAUACCAUAUAACAGAGAUGAGGAAUCUGUUUCCCUCCAGAUGUUGCUGAAAUAAAACUCCCAUCAUCCUAGUGUUAGAAACUGAGAUAUGGAAGCCAGGAGCUAAAUGGCACCUUAAACCUUGGUUAUGAGCACAACAACAGAAUGUCUAGGCAUGCUUUUUUAAUAACUGUACAGUGCUGAAAAUGAAUGAACAGCUAAAAUAUUAUGUUCAUUUUUCACAUGGUCUAGUCCUUCCCCUGCCCACCCCCCUGAUACUCUUAAGAGGGUCUCUUCUCCAGUCUUCAGAGAGUAGCUGGAAAAGGGGAGGCAGAAAAAUGUCCUCCUUUGCGUCCACUCUGCAGUUUUAAUGUGAAAUCUUAGGCGCCGUACUGUGCACAGAGCUCAGAAACUGCUCGCACUAAUGAAAUUUGCUGCCUCAAAAUGUGCCUAGAACAAUGGGAGUUUCGAACAGUCCAUCAUCCUGAAACAUUGACCAUGAAGGCUGAUGGGAGUUGUAGUCUAAAACAUCUGGAAGUUAAUAGGUUCCCUAUUCCUGCCAUAUAAAUUUAACAGCAAUGAAAUCUCUCCAUUCUGACCCAUUUGUUGAUGCUUUCACUUGUUAUAUAAAGCACUGGUAGUCUGUAAUGUGUUUUUUCUGACAAUGUUAUUAAUGCAAUCAUAGGUUUUUGAGAAGUCUCCGUUGAAGGUGAAGAAUUUCGGUAUCUGGCUGCGCUAUGAUUCUCGUAGUGGAACGCAUAACAUGUACAGGGAGUACAGAGAUUUGACAACUGCUGGAGCUGUUACACAGUGCUGUAAGUAGAGACCCUUUGGAAUGUUUGGUUUCUUUUCGAUAGCACUAUUGAAAGAUAAUGAAAAAGAGGAAAUAAUUCAAAGUUUUUAUCGUGUCAUCCAUUUCAUUAUACAUUUAUUUUGAUUAGUUAUGCGAUCCAAAUUGACAAAGCAUUUUAUAUGAAGCCAGGUUAUAGUUGGCUGCAACCUAUAUUUCUGUGACUUAAGAGUUGUGGUAGUUUUGCUCCACCCAUGCAGAUUCUUUAAUCAUUAAAGGUUGUUUCCAACAAAUGCCCUACCACAGACUUCUAUGUGUGCAAAAGAACUUUCUCUCCUGACCCUCCUAGCACCUCCUGUUCCCUCAAAAUUAUCUCCUGAUGGUUGGGGGACCCCCGCUCAGAGCAGAUUUUUUUUUUGGGUGUGCACUGGGGGGAGAAUAAACAAGUCCCGCACAAGUGGAAUUUUGUUCAUGCAGUGUUGGAUACAACUCUUAAGGUUUUUUGAAAAAUAAGUUGCAGCUUUGUGUGCUCUAGUCAUAAACAAGUUUGGGACUGAUGCACAUUCCAUUGUUCUUGAUGGGUCUUAGUUAUGGAUAAUGUGUCUGGCAUUCUUUUCAUUGACCCAAGCCAGGUCAAGAUAAGUUUCAUUCUUUUAAUCUGUUCAUAGCCAGACUUAUCUUGACCUAGUUUGGGUCAACGAAGAGGCUAGCAUGGCUCAAAACCAACCUGCUGUUGUCGGACUUCAACUCCCAUCACCCCUAGCUCCAGGACCAGUGAUCAGGGAUGAUGGGAGUUGUAGUCCAACAAAAGCUGGGGGCCACAGUUUGAGAAACACUGUAUAAACUGUACUCUGCCACCUAAUUCAUGUGAUUUGUGGUGUGAAAAUUACUUUUAACUUUUUUUUUGUUAAUUGGGAACUUUGGCUGUCCUUUAGUACUAUCCACAUGUACAGUUUACAUGAUGGAAGAGCCACAAAUUGUUACUGGUGUUGAAAUUUAAAACUGCAUACAAACCCAAAGAACAUUGUUUAUAAUAAAAUGUUCUUGCCGUGUGUGCAGAUAUUAAAUGUACCUUGUCGCCUUUCAAGAGCUGCUGUGCCUUUGAAAGUGAAAUUGAAGGUCCUACAAAUAAAUACAGCAAGAUUGUGUAUUUGUGUAUGUAUAGAUAUCUAGUUACAGGGCUCAACCUUGUUUAUGUUAUUAGAAUAGUUCAUAAUUGUCUGGCAUAUUACAGAUCGCGAUAUGGGAGCCCGUCAUAGAGCUCGUGCUCACUCAAUUCAGAUCAUGAAAGUUGAAGAGAUCGCUGCUAACAAGUGCCGCAGACCAGCUGUCAAGCAGUUCCAUGUAAGUAGAUUAAAUGCGUACUUUUGACAUCUCUACAAAGUUGAGAAUGGAACAGUCUUCAUCAAAGUGAUGUCAAUAAAAAAUAACUUUAGGGGAUCAUGAGCUGCAUAUUUGUCCUGGACCUUAGUAUCUGGUGUGUUUUGAGCCCCCCAGUUCUUACAUCAGAACUACAGUACUAAACCAGAUCAAAUUUUAAUCAUGUAAAAUUGCCUAUACUGGGUCUGCAUGAGCAGAUCUUCACUCAAGAGAAUUCCCCCAUCCUCCUAGAGCAAUUUCUGGGACAAGAGGGGGUGCAGAUUGUAGAUGAGGGAGGGAAAACGCAUUAUACUCAUGCAUGGACCCAUUUUCUUUUACUAUAAAAAUACUUUUGUGUUAUAUAACAUGAAACAACAUGCUUUUACUAUUUCUCCUCUUGCUGCUUAGUUUCAAAUUUAUAGUAUUAUGUAUACACACCUUGUUUUGUUCUUUAAAAUGUUCAUUUGCAAAAUGUCCUCUAAGCAUUCAGUCUUUGUUUCUUCUUUGCUGAUUAAAACAUACAGAUGUUUGUUUGGUUUUGGCUUAUUAUAAAAAAAAUCAUAUAAUUUUAGUGCAGUGCAGUGUGUCCCCCAGCUGUUUUUUUACCACAGUGCAGAUUCUGGUGCAGAUAUGUAAGUGGUACCAUGAUAUUACUGGGAAAAAUGGAUUUAUAUAUUUUUGUAGUCGCAUCAGAAAGGGUAUGGAGCCUGAAACGUAUCUGAUAUUGAAGGACACCUAAAGACAUUUUGCACUAGUGACUUUUUAGCAGCUUUGCUGCCUUUAUUACAUGUGUGUGGGGAUUAGAAAGGUGCAUCCCUGUUGCUAUUAACAUCCAAGAUGUUAAUUUAUUUUUACUAACUCUAUUUUUCUUGUGUAGUAAUGUCAAUUAUUAAAACAUAGUAGCCAUGAAUUAAUUUUACUAGUUAGUGUCGAAUGAACAUUUAUUAAUGCUUUGUUUUCCUACAGGAUUCCAAAAUCAAGUUCCCUCUGCCACAUAGAGUUCUGCGUCGUCAACAUAAGCCGCGCUUCACCACCAAGAGACCAAACACGUUCUUCUAAAUGCAGACUUGGUUCAUUUGCUCUGAGUUUCAAUAAAGUUCUUUUUGAACUUCUGAUUAUUUUUGUUAGGUCUGGAACAUAAUUGUCCUAACUUUG